Molecule: messenger RNA, 630 nt
Organism: Ceraceosorus guamensis
Lineage: Eukaryota; Fungi; Basidiomycota; Exobasidiomycetes; Ceraceosorales; Ceraceosoraceae
Exons: 2
Coding region: 1-630 (209 amino acids)
Biological process (GO): translation
Cellular component (GO): cytosolic large ribosomal subunit; ribosome
Molecular function (GO): structural constituent of ribosome
Source: RefSeq, a predicted model, not a curated record
AUGGUCGCUCCUUCUCAAGAUCUCCAGUGGCUCCUUGUUCGCAAGAAUUCAGGCUACCUCGUCAAGCAAAAGGGUCUCGGCCGCAUCUUCUCUCGCGAGCCCGGAAACCUGAAGGCGAUCCACUCUUACAAGUACUCCGUUUUGGUCAACCAAAAAUCCGUCUCCAUCGCGCCUGCAGGUGUAUCUGCUGACCAGCCUGCUGGUCGCGGAGUGGUGGUCAGCACCCGCAAGGGAAAGCCUGCGGUCAACAAGAUUGCCAACACUCGCAACCAACACGUCAUCAAGAAGGGUGGAAGCAGGCGCACAGCUGGUGCGGUCGCGAGCAUCGUCGGAAAGCGCGGAUACCGUGCCGAUCUGCUGAAGGGUGAGUCACUCGAGGAGCAUGAGGGAGCGUGGAGAGUAGCAUUUGGGAUCUUUUGUGUCGCGUCGCAGCGACAGGGCCAAGGCAGACUCAUACGGGCGUUGGGACGCAGAACUGGAGAUAGGCAAGCUGAUGAGGGCGCAGUAGCACGACCCUUGGAGAUUUGCUCUCUUAGCCGAAGGGAAGAGGACGUCAGGCUCGUCGCGAUACAAUUCGCUCCGAGCGCUCUCCCUACGUCGCAUCGUCGCAGAUGUUCUGCGAGGUACUAG